Molecule: messenger RNA, 1113 nt
Organism: Fonsecaea monophora
Lineage: Eukaryota; Fungi; Ascomycota; Eurotiomycetes; Chaetothyriales; Herpotrichiellaceae
Exons: 4
Coding region: 1-1113 (370 amino acids)
Source: RefSeq, a predicted model, not a curated record
AUGCCUGGUUUGAUCCAAUCCGGUAACUCGUCGCCCACUGUUCGCGACAUGGCGGUAGAAGGGCCACCCUCAUCUCCUGCCGAUAAAAAGAGAAACAAACUGGGGUACCAUCGCACUGCCGUCGCAUGUGGUCAGUCUCUGUACCUGGCUUCCUUGUGCGCGACAUUUCUGACCAAGUACCAGUCCAUUGCCGACGGCGCAAGAUUCGCUGAGUGCGUUUUCUUGCCGAUCGACCCGCAAAAUCCGCCCACAGCGAAACGACCUCGCUCGGGGCAAAAGACAGCGGAUGGCUUCGUGAACGAGGGUGAAGCUUCAGUCUCGUCAUCCUCUCCAGGUGGCAUCCUAAGAAGCAGCUCCAUGGAACAAAUAAGUUAUGGGAGGGGAUCCUUGGACACUCCUCCCAUGUCCAAUGAAAGUCCUGGGUUCCCAACUUUUCAGCCGGCAUCCAGAUCCGUCUCUGUCCAUGGCUUUGAUUUUGGGCAUGGGUACGACCCUAGUCAACACCAGCGUCAACAUCAGCAAGUCCUCGUCCCGUCUCCGUACUCACAGGGGAACUUUGAUGUGGAUUCGAUGAACCCUUCGUUCUAUCAGCAGCAGCAGCAGCAACAGCACUCAUAUGGACAUCCAGUUGGCACGCCAUAUUCGUCAACGUUUGCUCCGAGUUCCUUACCUUCCGUGAUGACAACGAUGUCUCAGGAACAGACUCGUGCGUACCAGACGUCUGUCCCCAAUGGUGGCUAUGGAUGGACAAACCCUCCCGCGAGAUCGAUGUCAUCUGACCAAACCGACGAGUUGUCAUCUGGUUUCCCCACCCCAUACCGAACAAACACAUAUCCGUCCUUCGACAGAGGAAUGACGGGCCAGAUGCAGCAUCUACCUCCAACCAGUUCGAGCAUGGUGCCAAUGGGCAUAGAGAGUCGGCACACUUCGACGACUCCGAAUUUUCAGGACCACACGUCAUACCAGCCUAUGCAAACCAAUAUGCACUCGGCUGGUAUCAACCUCAUCCAGGGGUGGCAAACAUACAUCAAGAGGAGGAACAAGCUCGUAUACUACCGUCGCAGAAUCACAGUGCGCAAGAAGGUCAGCGUAAGCCUGGCUGAAGCCGACUAA